Messenger RNA from Acomys russatus (golden spiny mouse), 1239 nucleotides. Its product is annotated as alpha-1-antitrypsin 1-6-like. Gene Ontology annotation, biological process: negative regulation of endopeptidase activity. Bases 1 to 1239 code for a protein of 412 amino acids. Gene Ontology annotation, molecular function: serine-type endopeptidase inhibitor activity. Lineage: Eukaryota; Metazoa; Chordata; Mammalia; Rodentia; Muridae. The transcript is spliced from 4 exons. The record is from RefSeq and is a predicted model, not a curated record.
AUGAUGACACCUUUUAACUCCAAUGGACUCCUCUUGCUAGCAGGCCUGUGCUGUCUGCUUCCCAGAACCAAGACUGAUUAUCAUGAAGGGGUCUAUAAUGACUCAAACAUUGAUAAAUUCCAAUGCCGGAAGGUAGCUCUCACCAUCAGCAAUGUCUCCAUCUCUUUGUACAAAGAAAUGGCCCAAGAGUCAAGAAAUGGAAACAUCUUAUUUUCCCCACUUAGAGUUAUUGCUGCCCUUUCCAUGCUUUCCAUGGGAGACCAAAGCAACGCUAGCCAACACAUCCUGGAGGCCCUAAAGCUCAACAAAACAGGCUUGCCCAGCGCUGAGAUCCACAAGUGUUUCCAGUAUCUGCUCUGGCCCAUUCUGCAUCCUCCACAGUCAUCCCUACUGAGAAGUGGUAGCAGCAUGUUCAUCAACCAAGACAUAAACCUAUUAGACGAGUUUCUGGAAGGCGCCAAAAAACUCUACCUCUCUGAUGUCAUACCCAUCAGCUUCACAGACAGCAGGAAGGCCAAGGCCCAGAUCAACAAUUACAUAAUGAAGAAAACCAACAGGGAGAUAUUGGACAUAAUCAAGAGUCUGCAAAGUGACACAUCCCUUGUCCUGGUGAACUACAUUAUCUGGAACGCCAAAAUUAUCAGCAACUUCAACUGCAAGUUUGUCAAGAUGGAGGACUUCCACUUAGGACAUAGGAAUUCAAUCAAGAUACCGAUGGUCAAUAGCGUGGAUGUGUAUCAUCUGUUCCGAGUCAACGAUCUGUUUAGUAUGGUGCUGAUAUAUAGCCACAGCCAAAGCAUCCUAAUCUACUUCAUUGUACCUGAUAAAGGGAGGAUGCGUGCGGCAGAACAGAGACUGACCUACCCACACUUCCGUCGCAUGGUGCAAAAACUUAGCCUAAGGAUGGUCAAAGUACACAUGCCGGAAUUGUCACUGUCUGAGACCCAUAACCUGGAGUCAGUGAUGAACCUACUAGGAAUCAACUAUGUUUUAAGCAAUGAUCACAUCAGCUCAGUGAUCAUGGAUGACAAAGUUGAGAAUCCCUCCAAGGUGAUAAGUAAGGUGGUGCUGACCUUCGAUGACAAGGGGGCAAUACCUUCUUCGACUUCUUGCCUUGAAAGUUCGACAUGGGCAAAUGUGCCUCUUUUUCAGUUAAACAGACCCUUCCUAAUCUUCAUUCAGGAUUCAGACAAUUAUGCUCCCCUCUUUUUAGGCAGAGUGGUACAUCCCAGAAACUAA